Messenger RNA from Scomber japonicus (chub mackerel), 1778 nucleotides. RefSeq names its product tripartite motif-containing protein 16-like. The record is from RefSeq and is a predicted model, not a curated record. Lineage: Eukaryota; Metazoa; Chordata; Actinopteri; Scombriformes; Scombridae. The coding region runs from base 1 to 1677 and encodes 558 amino acids. Gene Ontology annotation, molecular function: zinc ion binding; protein binding. The transcript has a single exon.
AUGGCGUGGCAAGGAUUUAGAUUGGACAACGAAAAACUCUGCUGUUCCAUCUGUCUGGAUCCCAUGAAAGAUCCUGUAACUAUUCCCUGUGGACACAACUACUGCGUGAACUGCAUUAAACAGCAUUGGGAUAGAGAGGAUCAUAAGAACAUCUACAGCUGUCCUCAGUGCAGACAGACCUUCAUACCAAGACCUGUCCUGGUGAAAAACACCAUGUUAGCAGAUUUAGUGGAGGACCUGAAGAAGACUGGACUCCAAGCUGCUCCAGCUGAUCACUGUUAUGCUGGACCUGAAGAUGUGGCCUGUGAUGUCUGUACUGGGAGAAAACUGAAAGCUGUCAAGUCCUGUCUGCAGUGUCUGGUCUCUUACUGUGAGCAACACCUCCAGCCUCACUAUGAAUCUCCUGCCUUUGAAAAACACAAGCUGGUCAACUACUCUAAGAACCUUCAGGAGAACAUCUGCCCUCAUCAUGGUGAGGUGAUGAAGAUUUUCUGCUGCACUGAUCAGCAAUUGAUCUGUUAUCUCUGCACCAUGGAUGAACAUAAAAACCACGCUACAGUUCCAUCUUCAGCAGAAAGGAUUGAGAGACAGAGAGAACUCGAGCUAAGUCAGAAAAAACUUCAACUGCAAAUCCAGGACAGAGAGAAAGAUGUGAAAAUGCUUCAACAGGAGGUGAAGGCAAUUGAUUGCUCUGCUGAUAAAGCAGUGGAAGAUAGUGAUAAGAAUUUCACUGAACUGAUCCAUCUCAUUGAGAAAAAAAGCUCAGAUAUGAAGCAACAGAUCAGAUCCACGCAGAAAACUGAAGUGAGUCGGGUCAAAGAGCUUCAGGAGAAGCUGCAGCAGGAGCUUGUUGAUUUGAAGAGGAAAGAAGCCGAGUUGGAACAGCUCUCACACACAGAGGAUGACACCCUAUUUCUACAAAUUUUCCCCUUUCUUUCAAGACUCAGUGAAUCAACAGAGUCACCUUGCACCAAAAUCCGUCCUCUGCGGUACUUUGAGAAUGUAAUGCUAGCUGUGUCAGAGUUUAAAAAUAAACUACACGACAUGUUUAGUGAGGCAUGGACCAAUAUCUUACUGACGGCAAGAUCAGUGGAUGUUUUACUACCGCAAGCAGAGCCCAAGACCAGAGAUGAGUUCUUACAGUAUUCAUGUCUUAUCACACUGGAUCCAAACACAGCAUACUCAAAGCUGUUGUUAUCUGAAGGGAACAGAAAACUAGCAUAUGUGAGUAAAAAACAGGUAUACCCUAGUCACCCAGAGAGAUUCAUGAACAGAUCUCAGGUCCUGAGUAGAGAGAGCCUGACUGGACGUCAUUACUGGGAGGUGGAGUGGAGUGGUGUGGGAAUUUUUGUGGGAGUCGCAUACAAAGAUAUUAGUAGGACAGGGAAUGACAGUGAAUUUGGCAACAAUGGCAGGUCUUGGGCAUUAGAGUGUUCAGACAGUUAUUGUGAAUUCAGUCAUAAUAAAGUCAGCACUUCUGCCCCAGCCCCUCAGUCCUCCAGAGUAGGAGUGUACCUGGAUCACAGUGCAGGUAUUCUGUCCUUCUACAACGUCUCUGACACCAUGACUCUCCUCCACAGAGUCCAGACCACAUUCACUCAGCCUCUCUAUGCUGGAUUCAGGGCUUCUAAUUUCUUAGGUUCGGGAUCCACUGCUGUGUUGCAUGAGCCUGUGUAGACACAGUAGUUAUAAGAGAGGAAAUGAGUGGAAUGAGAGUUUCAAUUUUAGACAGUGCUUUUUUCUUUGUUUGAGCAGCUAAAGCUGAUAUACUGCAAACA